AGACCUGUGAUGGUAGAGAACACAACCCUGAAGUUUCUCAUCCUCAAACCAGUGGAAGAAUGAAUGAAGAGCCAGAACCGAGCAAAGACAAUUUAUGUCAAUGCAGGGCCAUUCAUUCAAGAUGGAGUAGCGACCAGUGGCCAGCUUUACCUCCUCCGUGUUGUAAUGUGAGAAACUCAUUGGUGAUUGGAGUUGAAGUGGAUGUUCUAGAAGAGGUGGUUUAUGAGGACACGGAAAUACUUCAAACACAAACCAUAUGCCUGAGUUUGAGAAGAGCACGGUCCACAUCAAGGACCCCGAGCGGGUGGAGCAGAUCAUUUGCGGUCUGAUUCAAGGAGGCUCAUCCAAACUACAGAUCAUCACAGACUUUGACAUGACGUUGAGCAAAUUUUCAAUCAACGGAAAGCGAUGCCCGACCUGCCACAAUAUAAUCGACAACUGCAAUCUGGUCACUGAGGAAUGUAGGCAAAAGCUGUAUAAACUGAAGGACACGUACUAUCCUAUUGAGAUCGACCCGAAUCUGACCAUGGAGGAGAAAUACCCGUUUAUGGUGGAAUGGUAUUUUAAAUCUCACACAUUACUGGUAGAGCAGCGGUUACAGAAGAACAAACUCCCAGAGGUGGUGAGAGAAUCAGAUGUCUGUUUACGAGAGGGUUACGAGCACUUCUUUGACCGGCUAAAUCAGCACAACGUUCCCGUGUUCAUUUUCUCAGCGGGGCUUGGAGACGUGCUGGAGGAGAUCAUCAGACAGGCUGGAGUUUAUCACCCCAACGUCAAAGUCGUCUCCAACUUCAUGGACUUUGAUGAGAACGGCUUCCUGAAAGGAUUUAAAGGCGAGCUGAUUCACGUGUACAACAAGCAUGACGGUGCACUGAGGAACACCGAAUACUUCAAACAGCUGAAGGACAACAGCAACAUCAUCCUUCUGGGAGACUCCCUCGGAGACCUCAACAUGGCCGACAGCGUCCCCAACGUGGAGAACCUCCUGAAGAUCGGCUUCCUCAACGAUAAGGUGGAGGAACGCUUGGAGAAAUUCUUGGACUCUUAUGAUAUAGUUCUAGUGAAGGAUGAAACCCUUGAAGUGCCCAAUUCCAUUUUACAAAAGAUCUUAUAACUAGAAAGAGACUCUUGUUAUUAAUUACUAGUCACUGGGUUAAAACACGCACGCACAAAGCCAUACGAACCCCUCAUCAUGAUCUGUUCACAUCCCAUCACAUCACUUCCCAUCCCAGACCAUGUACUCUUCCAUUUGUGUGUCUGUUUGGGGUUUUGUCCCGCACUUUGUAUUUUUUAAGAAAAACCAAACCAACUUCUGUAUAGAAAGUGUGUAUCUUAGCGAAUAUGUUUAAUGUGUACAUGAGUAGACUAAUGUAUUAUUUUUGAUAUUGAGAUAUCAUUUCGACUUCAUGCGCAAUAAUAGCUGGGAUGGAAGAUGAGUGUUGGCAUUUUUGUAGUUAUACAGGCAGUAACUGCGGUGUACUACAGUAGUACUUGUACAGGUGUAACACUUUCUGUGUAUUUUAGCACUCCAAAUAUCCAUCCAUCUAUUUUCUGUACCACAUAUCGUACACAGGGUCAUGAGGGACAUGGUGUCUCUCCCAGGGGACUUGUGGGACACUCUGGAAAAUGUCCCAAGCUAUCACAGGGCACAACCUUACACACACACAAUCUGAAACAUUGGGAGAACACGAAACUCCAUACGUAUAAGAAUAUGUUGUAGCUUAGUGGUUAAGGUGUUGGACUACAGCUCAGAAGGCUGUGAGUUCAAAUCCCAGGUCCACCAAGCUACCACUGCUGGGCCCCUAAGCAAGGCCUUUAAUUCUCAAUUGCACAGUCAUGUAAAAUGAGAUAAAAAUAAGUCACUCUGGACAUGUUCCAGAGGUAUGAGGCAAACCUUCUAAUCAAUACGCCCCAAUGCCCCCUCUGCUCUAAAAAUUGCAUAGUGGGCGUGGCCUAACCCAGAAACACUGCCAGCAUUGCAUGUCAAUUCCUGUUCGGACCGUUCCUCAUCUCUCCAGCUCAUAACUCAUCCCAACUAAAGCUAAACAAAACUAUUUUUAUGCAUGUUAAAGAACACAGGCUUUCUCAGUUCGUAGCGUUCUUUAAGAUCCCGAUGUACGCCGUCUCAAGUCUCGACCCUGUGCCCUGCGAACCCUUCCGACUAGCUUUCUAUCACAAAAAAAUAGGGCCUCAUUUUAUUAUCUAUAUGUAUUUAUAUCCAUUUAGAACACAUGAUCUGUUCAUUCUCUCUUCAUCACUUAAUUCCUUAGUACAGAUCAUAACAGGAUGUUUACAUAAUAUCAUUCAUGUUUCAUGUAUCAUUCAUUAUUCACCUAAAUGUACCGACUGUAGUACACUGUAGUUUCCUCCUGUAUCCUUUUUUCUUAUUUGUAGAAUACAUAUAUACAAUUCUAUAUAUUAUACAUUAUACGUGCACACGGAGAUCGAGUCCAUCCCCGUCAUCCGUCAGCAAUACAAUAGACCCUUAGACAAACAUAACAUGAAUGUAUUGUGUAUUUUGAUGACCUUCAACGUGUUCAGCUUCAGGUGCAGUUUGGAAUGUGGGUCUGCUUUUGGUUUGUGAGCUUCACUACAUCUAUAAAGUGCAGUUCAUGUAAAACCGCUAAGGUUAUUAGACGCUUCAGCGUCUUUAGGUGGACCGUUUCCUCAUCGAGCGCUCGUGAGGUGGAUUCAGUUUGACUUGCACUAAUGUUGUCAUUAGUAACAUUGUGUCCUUUAAGUUCUCGAACCCUUUCUGGUAUGUGCUGCUGAUUUGCAUGUUGCCUUUCUUUGCUGUCGAAAUGAAAUGUUGAAAGAGAAGAGAAGAGAAGAGAAGAGAGGAACUGGUUUGUCCAGUCAAUAAAUGUAGGCAAUAAAGAAAGACAACCAAUUUUUAUUAAAGGUUUGUUGGACUAAAGCUUAUUAAAUACGGAACAAGUUA
Molecule: messenger RNA, 2941 nt
Organism: Tachysurus fulvidraco (yellow catfish)
Lineage: Eukaryota; Metazoa; Chordata; Actinopteri; Siluriformes; Bagridae
Gene: nt5c3a
Product: 5'-nucleotidase, cytosolic IIIA
Exons: 10
Coding region: 257-1114 (285 amino acids)
Cellular component (GO): cytoplasm
Molecular function (GO): magnesium ion binding; 5'-nucleotidase activity
Source: RefSeq, a predicted model, not a curated record